This is a messenger RNA of Daldinia decipiens, 519 nucleotides long. RefSeq lists its product as uncharacterized. The record is from RefSeq and is a predicted model, not a curated record. The coding region runs from base 1 to 519 and encodes 172 amino acids. Lineage: Eukaryota; Fungi; Ascomycota; Sordariomycetes; Xylariales; Hypoxylaceae. The transcript has 2 exons.
AUGGCCAGGCUGAUUGCAAACGCGACAGAAACUGCUGAAAAAACGGCCUUGUCGUCGACGGGGUCAUUAUUACAGCCUCGAGGCACACAGCAGACAGUUAAUUGGGAUCUUGAAAUUGCAAGCAUGAUUGAUCGACUUCCUCAGUCUAGCCCGAUUUCCCCAACGCCCAACAAGAGGCUCCUAAAUGAAAGCAGUGGCCUUGUGGUCGUCUUAACAGGCGUUACGGAAUUUAUCGGAACGCAUCUACUGUCACGUCUCAUACAAGACUCAAGAGUAGUAAAAAGUCACAAGGUCGUCGAAUAUUCGCUGAUCGAACACGCUUAUGCCAUUAUCCACAAUGGCGCCGAUGUAUAUCUCUUAAAGACCUACCAAUCCCUACUACGGGCAUUACCACGCAUUGGGCAGAAGGAUGUUACAGGACAAUGGGACUUCGUCACGGCCGAGGAUGUGGCGAGGGAUAUAGCCGAGUCGGUCAUUGGAUCUACCAUGGGUCAUAUCAAUUCGGCACAGCGAGCAUAA